UUCAUUCAAAAUUCCAUUCGCCGCUCGGCGCAAGCAAGGAAAACACGUGCGUUUGCUGUUUGGUGCUGUUUUGCGACGUUGUUUGUAAAGUUAAGCGUAAAGUUCCGGAUUUGUUCAGUUCGCCAUGGAAUCCGACCAGGAGGAUGAGGUCCCCAACGUUAACUUCGUGCCGAGUUUGCUGUUUGUGAAGCGCGGUGUCGCCAAACCCAAUCCCGACAAGGUCACUUUAACUCCCGGGGAGUUGGCGCGGAUUAUCAACGAUACGCGGGACGAUUUGGAAGAGGAUGGUGCCGAAGGUAUGGAUACUUCCGAUGACGAGGAGAACGAGGAAAGUGCGGCCCGGUUGACGGAUCGCGCCGAAACAGCUCAGGCUUCCGGCAGUGGUUCCCGAGUGGCGACAGGGGACGAGUUUGGCUUCGAGGGAUACGAGCAAGAAUCCGGAGAACCUGUGGUGCGAUUGAGCUCGGUGGCAGUAGUAGAUCCAGAGGAAAACAUUCAGGAUGAGGAUGAUUCAGAUGCAGAAGAUGAAGUCAUCAAACCGACGGACAAUCUCAUUCUGGUUGGUCACGUUCAGAACGAUAGUGCUUCAAUGGAAGUUUACAUUUACAACGAGGAAGAAGUAAGUCUGUACGUCCACCACGACUUUCUGCUGCCCAGCCCACCGUUGUGCAUCGAGUGGCUGAGUUUUGACCCGGGCAGUGACAAGCCGGGCAAUUUGUGCGCCAUUGGCUGUAUGGAUCCGGUAAUAACGUUGUGGGAUUUGGACAUUCAAGAUUCGCUGGAGCCGGUUUGCAAAUUCGGAUCCAAAGGCAGUCGGAAGAAGAACAAACCCAAGGUGGGCCACUCGGAUGCGGUGCUGGAUCUGUCGUGGAAUCGUAAUUUGGAACACAUUCUGGCCAGCGGUUCGGUAGAUCAAACGGUGAUCCUGUGGGACAUGGAAGACGGAACCCCGCACACCACCAUCCGAGAUUUCGGUGAGAAAGUACAGACGCUAGCAUUCCAUCCGACGAAAGCGGAGGCCCUGUUGGCGGGAAGUUGCGAUGGCAUGGUGAAGGUCUUCGAUUGUCGAGCCACUAGCAACGACAGCGCCAGUUACAAAUCGUGGAGUUUGGGUGGAGAGGUGGAACGGGUUUGCUGGAGUCAUCACAAUGAGUACCACUUCAUUGCUAGCACCAACGAGGGACGGAUUCACUACGUGGACAUUCGCAACGAGCAUCCACUGUGGUCCAAGGAGAUCCACGAGAAGGAAAUCACCGGUCUGGUGUUGAGCUCGAAGGUGAAGGGAAUGCUGGCGACGGCGUCAUCCGACGGGACGCUGAAGGUUUGGGACUACGAUGAUCAGGAUGCGCGAUUGACGUACAAGAAGAAUCCAAAGAUUGGCGUUAUUCAGUGUUUGGACGAGUGUCCGGAGAAUCCCUUCGUGCUGGCCUUGGGAGGCGAUUUGAAGACGAAGAACUUCACCGUCGUGAAUCUGCUGGAUAACGAUAUUGUUACGAACGUGUUCAAGUCACGAUUUGAUCCUAGUUAUGUGCAACCGGCGACCGAAGGAGGACUUCAGGCUGCAGGGGAAGAUGCCUCUAUGAGUGGCGAUGACGAUGAGGAGGAUGUGUAGUGAAGUGGUAGAUUUACGUUACUUAAUGUUAAAGUGGUAAUGUAAGUUACUACCACGCAUUUUUUGAAAUACAUGUAUAACGCUUAUAAUAAUCAAA
Messenger RNA from Aedes aegypti (yellow fever mosquito), 1709 nucleotides. It is a transcript of the gene nclb, whose product is annotated as periodic tryptophan protein 1 homolog. Gene Ontology annotation, molecular function: protein binding. Gene Ontology annotation, biological process: rRNA processing. Bases 125 to 1612 code for a protein of 495 amino acids. The transcript has 6 exons. The record is from RefSeq and is a predicted model, not a curated record. Gene Ontology annotation, cellular component: nucleus. Lineage: Eukaryota; Metazoa; Arthropoda; Insecta; Diptera; Culicidae.